Messenger RNA from Moneuplotes crassus, 872 nucleotides. NCBI's taxonomy places the organism in Eukaryota, Ciliophora, Spirotrichea, Euplotida, Euplotidae. The record is from the annotation of a GenBank genome assembly.
GUUAUAAUAAGUUAGAAAAAAUGGGAAAUUUGGGAUCUAAACCUAAGAAAAUUGAGAAAAGAUUGAGAAUACAAGAGAAGAAAUGUAAUGAAAAGAUUUGGAAAGCAUGUAUUUCGCAGAGAAGUAUUGGGAAAAUUGUGAUGAGAGAAAUUAAUCAAAUAGUUUACUUUAUUGGAGACGGACCUGAAGAGAGUAAUACUAGAAUGAUAUUCCUUCCUUCAAAGAUCAAUGCAUAUCAUCUAAGAUAUCCAAGGUAUUCCUAUCGAUCUUCUGAUUGGCGUUCCUCGAACAUAUUUAGCCUAGAUCAAGAGUCCAUCUCUGACCCAUUUCCUAUCAAUAAAUCUUGUCUAUCUUUCAGAUCAAAAUUCACGAAUCAAUUCGUAGGAAACAGAGAUUUCAAGUUGUUAUUCAAAAAUAAAUUCUACAACAGACUUGUGUACAAAACUAUGGGCAUGACUACCAACCAAUUCUGUCUUCUUAAGUUUGUGCUGACUAAAACUGAUUUAAGCAGGAUUUUGCUUCACGGAAAGCAUCUGGUACAGUUGUACAUAGAACAGUGAAUUAUUCCUGAACAAAGAUUUACACCAGGAUUCUUAAACUCCCUUCACCCUCAACCCCCCUCCUCUUCCCACCCCCACCUCUUCUUCUACGGCUGUUCUCCCAAACAAUCCCCCUCACACAAGACCCACUACUCCAUGAUCCUCAACAUCACCAGCCCCCUCCUCUCCCCUCCCUCACCCUACCCCACACUAAUCUUCAAACACCUGCCCCAAAACCUUUCCUACCAGGACCUCCCAGCCCAAUUCUCUUCUGUCCAAGUCGAAAUCUCUACUGAAAAUCUCAGUCAGUCGGUAUACUUCACUGUGGUGUAA